CCGCAGCCACAGCCCAUUUAGGAAGCUUUGGAGUUGUGGCCAAUGGGCUGCCAUUGGGAGAUGUCGUGGGCUGCCCCAGCAAGUCUGCAACUGCCAGCCUCCAGCAUGCAGCCUGUUGGUGCCCAACCUACAUGGGGUCCGCUGGUGCUUUGUGUGUGGGGAUAUCCCCAUUAUGCGGGCGAGAAACAGGACGAGGGGGAGCAGGAGGCUGAGGACCGGGUUCUCGCGGAGAAGUGCGGCUUGCUGCGCGCGCGGCUGCGGGACGUGCCGGAGGAGGAUCUGCAGUUUGUCUUGGACAUGCUGACCUCCCAGCUCCGGGAGACCUGGGCGCUGCGCCGGGCGUUGGCCAACAAGACGGAGGAGGGAGGUCAGCGGGGCCAGUUCCAGCUGCGCAUCUUUGAAGCAGAGGCUCGCAUGGCCCGGCAGGAGGAGAACAUGGAAGCGGAGCUUUGCGCCGAACUGGUGCAGGAGGCGAAGGCUUUGGCAGCGCAGGCUGACUCCUGGCGGAGGGAGCCCCGGGAAGCAAGGUACGCCCACUGGGAGGAGGCGGCCUUGCGGCUGCCGGUGGCGCUAAAGACGGAGGCGGCGCUGAGGAACCGCGCCGCGGUGUUGAACGAGGAGGAGAUGCAGCUCCAGGCUCAGGUGGGGGAGUGGCAGCGGCACUCGGCUGCUGAGCUGCUGGCCUGCCGCUUCGAGGUGAGUGACCUGCAGCGCCAGAAUGGGGAGCUGAGAGGCGAGCUGGUGCAGGCUCAGGCAGAGCUGUCCUUGCCAAGCCAAACGUGCGGGCUACGCGGGCCGGCCGCAGCCGGUUCCGCGGAAAGGGCGGCGCAGGACGCGCCCGGCCGCCGUGUGGAGCAGAGCGAGGCUCAACCGCGGCAAACCGGGGCAAGUGCGGCGGUGCGCUGGCACGAUGCCGGCUCCGUUUUCGAUGCCUUUGCCUCAAAUGGCGGCGACAGGGAACAGAUGUUUCCCGUGGACUUCGGGCACUUGUGCGAGCGUCUCCGGCGUGCGCAGGGGCGCGGGCCCAGCACGGAGCAGGACCGGCGGGAUUUCGCUCACUUCGCCUUCAGCGCGGUCUUCGGUGCGGAGGCGUCGGUGGACCGCGGCACCUUCGCGCGGCUCUUCCCGCACUUCGCGCUGAUGCUCAAUGAGCUGGAGGAGGCAUAUGUGGCGGCAAAAGCGCAGUCUUGAGCUCUGGGACGUCUCUGCGGUCUGGCACUGAACGGCGAGCGACACGGCCCGGCCGGCAGAUAGCUCUUGCAGAUGGCCGCAUUCCAGACCUGGGUCCUCUCUGCGACACCGAUGUGAGGGCCCAAUCACAAGUUGAACCACGCAAGCGGGCCGCCAUGCGACCUGCGUCCUGCUAAGCAGCUGGCAAUGCGCGCAGUAAGCCAUGUGCUG
Molecule: messenger RNA, 1401 nt
Organism: Effrenium voratum
Lineage: Eukaryota; Dinophyceae; Suessiales; Symbiodiniaceae
Source: the annotation of a GenBank genome assembly